Solea solea (common sole) is the source of this 974-nucleotide messenger RNA. RefSeq names its product canopy FGF signaling regulator 1 (gene cnpy1). The transcript has 6 exons. The record is from RefSeq and is a predicted model, not a curated record. Bases 275 to 835 code for a protein of 186 amino acids. Gene Ontology annotation, cellular component: endoplasmic reticulum. Lineage: Eukaryota; Metazoa; Chordata; Actinopteri; Pleuronectiformes; Soleidae.
CAGCUGAGAGGAAAUAAAUGAACGUGGUUUCGUCAUUGAAGCAUCAGUGUGAUAAAAAGAAAGUGUGAUAAAACAUUAGAGGAGAAACAUCCUGCACUCACUGUGGUCUCACUGUGGUCUCACUGUGGUCUGUACUCUAACCCUUUGUCGCCGGUCAGUGGAGAUUUAACUUUGAAAAUGAGGAGCAGGAAGUGCUCACGUGCAGCAUGAGCGCAACAUCCCGACACUUGUCUAGACUUAGACUGUCUGUUUUCCACAACAACAGGUUAUCAGUAUGGCUUCAUGGAUUAUUCAGAUGACUGUGAUGGUGCUGUCUGUCUUCAUCAGCAGUAGCCAUGGGAAGAGAGACAAGGUGCUCUACUGUUCUGCCUGCAAAGCGAUUGUGGAUGAAAUGAACUAUUCAGUCAGUCAAGUGGACCCAAAGAAAACCAUCAACGUGGGCGGCUUUCGACUCAACCCUGAUGGAACCAUGCAAGAUAAAAAGGUACCUCUGGCUCGUUCUGAGGCUCACCUCACUGAGCUGCUGGACGGUGUGUGCAGCAGCAUGAGUGAUUACGCGCUCCAUGUGGACCCCAACACUCGGCGUAAACAGUACAUGAGGUUUGCUCCCAGGAGCGACAGAGACACGGGGGACUUCCCUGACUUCAACAACUUCCAGUUCGAUGGACCUGAAACAUCCAACGGUCUGAAAUUUGCAUGUGAAACCGUCGUGGAGGAGCUGGAGGACGACAUCAUCUCUCUGUUCAGUCAGGACACAGAGAGUGUGCAGGAGGAGUUAUGCAGCCGAGUCUCAGACUACUGCAGAGACGACAGUCAUAAAAACCAGGAGUUCUAGUGUUUUUAUGGGUUCAGUGGAUGAAGGUGGGACUAACUUUGUACAGAGAUUGUAUAAAAGAACCUCAUUUUUAAUCCGAUUUUCACAAAUCAUUGACAAUCUUUUUUUAAUGAAUAAAAAGAGAUGUUUUAAGAAUGGA